This is a messenger RNA of Mesorhabditis spiculigera, 534 nucleotides long. The record is from the annotation of a GenBank genome assembly. NCBI's taxonomy places the organism in Eukaryota, Metazoa, Nematoda, Chromadorea, Rhabditida, Rhabditidae.
AUGUGGAGGCCUACGAUGAAGCUUGGGUUGCAACUCGGAUACUGGGGCGCACGGCCGCCGGCAAACGCGCCCGGAACUGAUCGAGGCAGCGGAAGGCGCGGGAUUCGACGCGCGGUCUUCGCAGGCGGAGUCGAUCUCGGACCGAGAACGUCCGUCUCGGCACGUCCGAUCGUACAGAUUUCGGCACGAACUGCCGACCAGCUGUACCGUAAUGCACGCGCUUCACUCCUCGAUCACCUCAACGGUGGGCGAACGAUCCCUCGAGCUCGGCAUUAUGUCCGGCCCGCAAGUCUCGUCGAAGGUUGGUACGGCCAGCCAUUCGAGAAGCCGCUCGCGCGCACCCGCGAAUACGUCUCGAUCGUGCUUGGGUCCUCGCCCGUGAAGCGCCAGUCACCAGCCCCGGCCCCCACUACCCUCUGCCGUAUGCGGGACCGGGCGGUUCGGGACUUAACGGCAAGCCGCUCAAGCCCAUUACGCACCCGCUGCGGUGCUGGACAUCCCGAUCUGGCUCGGCGCCGAAGGAGCCGAAGAACG